AUGGAUACACUACUAAGACAUGGGAGGAAGACAGAGAUUGAACACGAAAUCGUUCAUGAAUUAUCUCAAAUGUUGGAUCAGCAUAAUAAUUUGGUCAAAUCCUUUAGAAUGGCAAGGGAUAGAUUCAAAGCAAAACCAGAAUCUACGUUUCGUUUAUGCCUCCUAAGUAGCAGGACAACAGAUGGUCGUCAAUACAAUAUGCCGACAUCAUCUGAAGUAGCAGGCUUAAUAGUUGGUGAUUUUAGUGAAGCGGACUUCGAACGUGACGUUAUUGUGGAGCACCGAACUAAAGGAAUUCAGAGAAUCACAUAUUUGCAUCCAAGUUUCAUGUCUAUGACGUACCCAUUAAUACACCCUUAUGGUGAAGAUGGAUAUAGACUUGGCAUACCUUUGAGAGACGUAACUGAAAGCUCUUUUAAAAGGCAAAAGUUGACAAUGAGGCAACAUUAUUGCUUUAGGUUGCAGCAAAGAUUAAAUGAGGGUCAUACUCUUCUUCGAUCUGGUAGACUACUGCAACAAUAUAUAGUUGAUUCUUACAUGGCAAUUGAAGAAGAAAGAUUUCGUUGGAUACGAAAUAACCAAAAAAAACUCAGAUCAGACCUUUUUUCUGGUUUAAUGGACGCUAUUCAUCGUGGUGAUUCAGAUUGCUCAAAAGUGGGGAAAUCAAUUAUUUUGCCUUCGUCACACACUGGGGGACCACGAUAUAGAGUACAAAAUUAUCAAGAUUCUAUGGCAAUUUGUAUAUACACAAUUGAGUUCCAAAAAAGAGGACUGCCUCAUGCAAACAUACUACUUUUCUUGCAUUCGACAUUGAAAAAUCCUUCAGCAGACCAUAUUGAUAAUAUAAUAAGCGCGGAAAUCCCGGACUUAAAUGUUGAUCCUGAUGGUUAUAAUGCCGUCAAUAAAUUUAUGAUUCAUGGACCUUGUGGAAAACUUAAUUCAAACUCUCCAUGUAUGAUGCAAGAUAGGUGCACAAAACAUUUUCCAAAAAAAUUCAAUGAUCAAACCACCAUCGACACAGAUGGCUUUCCAAUCUACAAAAGGAGAAAUACAGGUAUUCAUGUCGAAAAGAAAGGUGUCCUUUUAGAUAAUCGAUAUGUAGUCCCUUAUCACAGGAAUUUGGUUGUCAAAUUUGAUGCACAUAUUAAUGUCGAGGUUUGCAAUUACUCUAGAUCAGUCAAAUACCUUUUCAAAUAUGUUCAUAAAGGGUCUGACAGAACUACUGCAACAAUGGAAUCUAUUGACACUGCCAAAGAAAUAGAUGAGAUAAAAACAUAUUUGGAUUGCAGAUAUAUCUCAGCAACUGAAGCUUGCUGGAGAAUAUUCCAAUUUGACAUACAUUACAGACAGCCAGCAGUUGAAAGAUUACCAUUCCAUUUACCUGGAGAGCACACAGUAAUAUUCGAAGAAAACAAAUGUGUUGAAAAUGUUGUUUGCAUGCCUGGAAUAGAAAAAACAAAGUUCACUCAAUGGUUGGAGGCAAACAAGAAUUAUGAUGAUGCACGGGAGCUAACUUAUUCGGAUUUCCCUAUAAGUUCGGUUUGGAAUUCAAAGGAGAAAACAUGGACUAGGAGAAAAAAUGGAUUGGCAAUUGGAAGAAUUUACUUCGCGCAUCCUUCGACUGGAGAACGCUUCUAUUUGAGAAUGUUGUUAAAUUUUGUCAAAGGGAGCACUUCUUAUGAAAGUAUUAGAACAAUAAAUGGGGUGACAUAUCCUAAUUUUAAAGGCACAUGCUAUGCUUUGGGAUUAUUAGACGAUGAUAAAGAGUGGAUAGAUUGCUUGACUGAAGCUGCAAUAUGGGCAACUGGAAAAGAAUUAAGACAUCUUUUCGUCACGAUACUCAUUCACUGUUAG
Molecule: messenger RNA, 1854 nt
Organism: Humulus lupulus (European hop)
Lineage: Eukaryota; Viridiplantae; Streptophyta; Magnoliopsida; Rosales; Cannabaceae
Exons: 2
Coding region: 1-1854 (617 amino acids)
Source: RefSeq, a predicted model, not a curated record